AUGGCUCCUCCUGCUCAGAAUGGGCCUGAUGGCUCAUCAAUUAAACCUGUCUCUUCCUUGAGGGCGAAGUUCGAGAACAUGAAUAAAAACGGCGAAUCCGCCGCCACAGCGCCUGGCCCCUCUCCACCCCGAACCAUCUCGCCGGGCCCGAAGCCAGAAUUCCAUCCAGAUGCGAAAGCGUCCUCCGAAAGCCUGCCAGUCCCCCCGAGACCGCGAGAGCGUGCGAACAUACCGGCGCCGUCACUCCCCCCUCCCUUGCACGAGCCCGUCCCUCGUUCGCCCGGUCGAUCCCUGGGCAUUCCUCCUACUUUGAAACCCGAGCCGGUGAAGGCCCCCUCCGUCAUGGUUGAGCCUCCACAAUCACCUCCCAAGAAUACCGUCUCGAGGUUCGCGCACGCCGAGGCGCCGGCGUUCCUGAAUGCUGACCCCGGCUCCUCUACCCCCACCACUCCAACAACUUCGCGGAACUUCAAGAUGCAAAGCCGGCCACACACCCCGUCUCUCGAGCCGCGGCGCUCACCCAGACUUUCGGCCUCCCAGCCACCUUCACCACCGCCACCGAGAAGGUCAGGGGAGAUUCGUAGAGAAAACAGGCCUGCUGUGCCCCCACCAAUCAACCGGGCGGAGAAACCAUCGGUGCGAUCACAGGCGAAGCCUCAUUUUUAUACCGAACAACAGUUAGCCGCUGAUGGUAGGGGUAAGCUCCGUCAGGAGACUUCGCCGUUUAGCAGCCCGCCCGGAAGUCCCGACAGCCUACAUGAACCAACGCCCCCCACGCUGCCCACCAGGCCGAAAGCGCAUUUCACACAGACGGAGCCGCCUCCGCCCCAGCGCGGCAGACCGUUAGAUGUGGGAUUCGCUCCGCCACCCGUUCACCACUCCAUUGUUACGAAACGGAAUCAGCGGGAACAGGAAACGAACGGUUUUGUCAAGGGGCAGAUUACACCGCAGAUCACUGGCGACCGGCCGAGCGUGCCCGCACUUCCCGCGAGACCGCAGACGGUUGCAGAGCCUCCACCGCGGCCGCCAGUGACCAUGAAGCCACCCCCACGGCCUCCGAGGCCGGGAACCAAUACACCUGCUGCUGCACACUCGGUUUCCGAGCUCCAGCCUCCACCGAAACGUAUUGUUUCGACCCCUGCGACACAUCCGCCGCCCCCGACGAGGUUGCCGGGGCGCGCGAACACGGUAACGGACCGGACGUCAGAGAGGGUCGCACCUCGACCGCCACCUCCACAGCCGCCUCAGCCCGAGCCAACAAUGUCUUUGAUUCCUUCUAGUAGUAACUCCAAAGUUGAGAUUAAUGGCUCCACGCCAAACUUUCCGGACCCAGCAAACGUCAACCGGAGACCGCCGUAUAUCAAGCAGGGUAUGCACGAGAUCCAAACCAAGUAUGACCCGCGCACAUUUGACGUUUGUGGAGACCUCAUCUGCACGACUGGCCACCUCACGCGUGUGUGGAGCCUCCGCGACGGCGAGCUGUUGAUGAGUUUCGCCCAUGGUGAGGGCAUCAAGGCAACAACGGUGGCUUUCAAACCGGGUACGAACGUAGACGAAGAAGGUAAGCGAUUGUGGAUCGGCAACAACUUUGGCGAGCUCAUGGAGGCCGAUAUCGCCACGCAAAGUGUGAUUGCGAACAAGCCAGGGGCUCACGGACGACAUGAGGUUGUCAAGAUCUACCGUCACUUCAACGAGCUGUGGACAUUGGACGAAACAGGUGGCCUACUCGUCUGGGGUCCGGAUGAAACGAGCACACCGAACCUGACGAACAACCCGCACCAGGCCUUCCGACUGCCCAAGGGCCAUUCGUUCUCAAUGGUCGUAGGAGACGAGCUGUGGCACGCGACCGGCAAGGAGAUUCGCGUGUUCGCUCCAACGUUGGACGGACAAUCUCAGUUCCAAGUUCUGGUCCGCGCUCUCAUGCAGGACACUGCAGGCGAAAUAACUUCGGGGACCCAAGUGCGGUCGCAACCAAGCAAAGUGUUCUUUGGCCACGCCGAUGGCAAAGUGUCUAUUUACAGCACACAUGACUUUUCCUGCCUCGGCCUUGUAAAUUUGAGUUCCUGGAAGAUCAACACUCUGGCAGGUGUUGGCGAUCAUUUAUGGGCAGGGUUUAACACCGGCAGGGUCGGUGUCUAUGACAUGCAGUCAACGCCUUGGGCUGUCAAGAAAGACUGGCAAGCUCACGACAAGAACCCGGUCGUCAAGCUCGUCUCAGAUGUGUCGAGCUGCUACCGACUAGACCGCCACCAGGUCGUCUCACUCGGUGCCGACAACAUGGUCCGUGUCUGGGACGGUCUACUGCAGGAUGACUGGCACGAGACGGAGAUGAAGGCAAUGGACACGCAGUACUGCGAGUUCCAGGACCUCAAGGUCUUGUGUAUGACCUGGAACGCGGGCGCUUCAACGCCUCACAGUCUGCGAUACGCGCAGGAGGACGCCGAGUUCAUCAAGAGUCUGCUUACGGCCAACAGCUCUCCUGACAUUCUUGUGUUUGGAUUUCAAGAGCUCGUGGACUUGGAAGACAAGACGGCAACAGCUAAACGCUUCCUAAAGGUCAAGAAGAAGGAGGGUUCCGAUCAGGAGCGUAUGAGCCACCAAUACCGUGACUGGAGAGACUUUUUGCUCAAGAGUCUCGACGAUUACAUGCCGCCGGACUGUCUGUACCAUUUACUGCACACGGCCACACUUGUUGGGCUGUUCACGUGCAUCUUUGUUAAGUCAACACUUAGAGAUCGUAUACAGAACCUCAGCGCGGCAGAGGUCAAGCGUGGCAUGGGCGGCUUGCAUGGAAACAAGGGCGCCAUCGUGGUGCGGUUCAUGGUGGACGACUCAUCCCUCUGCUUCAUCAACUGCCAUUUGGCGGCAGGUCAGUCACAAGCCAACAGUCGCCACAACGAUGUGGCCGCUAUCCUCGAGGCCCAAAUACUGCCACCAGAGCGGGACCUCAACGCUCGUAUUGAUAGCUUUGUUGGGGGCGGAGACGGCACCAUGAUCUUGGAUCACGAGCUGUGUCUGCUCAACGGUGAUCUCAACUACCGUAUCGAUACGAUGUCUCGCGAUACGGUUGUCAUUGCUGUCAAGCAAAACAAUCUGGCUAAACUUCUUGAGCGGGACCAGCUCCUCGUGGCGAAGCGGCGCAACCCAGCCUUCAAAUUGAGAGCAUUCGAAGAGAUGCCGAUUACAUUCGCGCCAACCUACAAGUACGAUGUUGGUACUGAUAACUAUGACACGAGCGAGAAAAAGCGCGCGCCGGCAUGGUGCGACCGCCUAGUGUAUCGCGGGGGUGGCAGGAUCAAGCAGAUAGACUACAAGCGACACGAAGUGCGAGUAUCCGAUCAUCGGCCGGUCACUGGCCGAUUCAAGUUCACAGUGAAGAAGAUCCAGCCAAAAGCGCGAGCGAUGGCAUGGAUGGAUUGCCAGCAGAGGUUCGAGGACCUCAAACGGCACGAGAUCAACGAUGACAAGAUGUUGUACUUGACAAGUGUCAUUGGCUAUGAUGAAGCCACAGCUCGAGUCAUUCUCCAGCCCUCAAACGACCGCAGAGACGCAUGA
Colletotrichum graminicola M1.001 is the source of this 3555-nucleotide messenger RNA. RefSeq names its product endonuclease/Exonuclease/phosphatase. The record is from RefSeq and is a predicted model, not a curated record. NCBI's taxonomy places the organism in Eukaryota, Fungi, Ascomycota, Sordariomycetes, Glomerellales, Glomerellaceae. Gene Ontology annotation, molecular function: phosphatidylinositol-4,5-bisphosphate 5-phosphatase activity; protein binding. The coding region runs from base 1 to 3555 and encodes 1184 amino acids. The transcript is spliced from 4 exons. Gene Ontology annotation, biological process: phosphatidylinositol dephosphorylation.